Trifolium pratense (red clover) is the source of this 988-nucleotide messenger RNA. RefSeq names its product UBP1-associated protein 2C-like. The coding region runs from base 1 to 858 and encodes 285 amino acids. The record is from RefSeq and is a predicted model, not a curated record. Lineage: Eukaryota; Viridiplantae; Streptophyta; Magnoliopsida; Fabales; Fabaceae. Gene Ontology annotation, molecular function: RNA binding. The transcript is spliced from 6 exons.
AUGAAAGAAAAGAAGGAUUUGAAGAAGAGAAAAAUAGAUGAGACAAGAAACAACAGUGAAGGAGAACUUAGACUUCUCAUGGAACCUCUUGCCAAACCUGUACUCAUUGAUCUUCUCUAUAAACUAGGUUCCAAUGACCCUUCAAUUGCAGCAAUGAUAGAAACUAUUGCAUAUGCUGAUCAUGUCCAUAGAAAGCUUUUUGUUCAUGACUUGUCCUUGAAUACCACUUCACAAUCUUUGUGUAAUGCAUUUAAAGUGUAUGGAGAAAUUGAGGAUGGGAAUGUGAUUGUUUAUGAAAACACUCAAAAAUCACGAGGAUUUGGAUAUAUCCUUUACAAAGAUGUGAAAUCGGCUCAGAAAGCAUUGAGUGUACCUAGCAAGUUAAUCGAUGGAAGACAGACUCUGUGUAUGUUAGCUCGUGAUGAGGGCAAAAGCAAAACUAGUGAUACUUCACUGAGAAGGCUUUAUAUUGGAAACUUAUCACCAGAAGUAACAGAUGGAAUGCUGCACGACUAUGUUGGAAGCCUUGGUGAUAUUGAGGAAUGUAACAUUGUAUAUCAAAAGGAUUCAUAUGUAUCACGUGGAUAUGGCUUCGUUACAUACAAGACAGUAGAGGCUGCAAAGGAAGCUAUAGCUGACCUACAUCGCAGUACAUUUAAGGGAAGAAAUAUAAUUGUGAACUAUGCUACUAAUCCCUACAAGGGUGGAGGUGGUCAGUCGUCUGUUCCUCCAACGGCAGCCUUACCUGUGCCUGCACCAUAUUAUAAUAGUGUCCCCCCUGGACCUUCUACUUCUACUUAUCAAACACAUGGUUAUGGACAGGGUCCUUAUCCUCGGCAUUACAACCAAAACCAAUGAAUGUAUUUUUACUAAACACUGUGAUAUUGCUUUCAUGUUCAAUUCUUGUUAGCCCGUAAUUCCUGUCCAAUAUUUUCAGUGCUAGCCCAUGUGUUAAAAAGUUUACAUUCUUUGUGACUAGAAAUUUUUC